Messenger RNA from Macadamia integrifolia, 832 nucleotides. Its product is annotated as FAS1 domain-containing protein SELMODRAFT_448915. NCBI's taxonomy places the organism in Eukaryota, Viridiplantae, Streptophyta, Magnoliopsida, Proteales, Proteaceae. The record is from RefSeq and is a predicted model, not a curated record. The transcript has a single exon. Bases 101 to 832 code for a protein of 243 amino acids.
AGAGAAGCAUGCUCAAGCUGAAGCUUCCCUACAAAGCACCAACCCUACAAUUGAUGAGAAUAAUAAGCCAGAGACAGUACAAUAGCAUUAGCACCCACUCAUGGCAACUUACCUGGCCUUGUUGAUCCUGCUAAUUGAUCUGAUUUUAUCUCCUGGUGCUGCAGAUGGAAUUCCCACAAAUGAGAACCUUCUUGUUGCAAUUCAAGAGAUGCAGAAGGCCAACUACUUCACUUUUGUCAUGCUCAUUAACAUGUCCCCACCAGAUAAAAUACCAGGGAACAUCACCUUCCUGAUGCCCAAUGACCGGGUGCUAUCAAAGAUUAUGCUGCCAGAGCAUGCGGUUACCGAAUUCCUGUUGAGGCAUUCCAUCCCUUCUCCCCUGCUCUUUGAUGACAUGAAACAUUUCCCAAGUGGGUCCACGAUUCCAACCUGCAAUUCAGACUUCAUGCUCAACGUCUCUAACAAUGGAAGAAGGAGCUUUUACCUCAACAAUGUACAGAUCAUUAGCCCAAAUAUCUGCACGACUGGGUCUUCAAUCAGAUGCCAUGGCAUUAAUGGGGUAUUUUCUGUAACUGAAUCGCAGCACAACUCCACGCCGCCUCCACCGACCUGCUCUUCUGCAACUCCCUCAAGGGCAUCGCAGUCUCCAGCUCCGGGAGAUCCCAUGACUCCAAUAGUGGCCGCCACAUCACCCACUAGUUUGGGCGAUGGUGCACAGAAAUCAGGCUCUUGUUGUGCCUUGCCUUCUGCAGCAUUCCUCCCCUUGAUAACAACCUGCAUGAUACCAUUGUUGAUGGCUGGUGGAUUUUCAAAUAUAGUGUUCAGUAGAUAG